UAAAGAAACACAAACUUGGGUCAAAUUAACAAAAUGGCCGCAUACACUGUUGCCCUUUUUAGAGCUUGCUCACAGUGUAAACGGAUAUUAAAGCCAGUGUCAGCUGCAAUUGAUAAAAGCCAUGUUUCGAAAUUAUGGUCAGUACUUGAAGGUUCAAAAAGAUUGCUGACAACAGCACCGCCCCAGUCCACAGAUAAAAUUGAAGACAAGUCUGAGUAUCCAGUUGACUUUGAGAUCUCCUAUGAUGAGUUCAAACAUGUGCUACCACUUCUUCCAAUAGAAACUGUUCCAGGAGUUCCAAACCACCCAUCUUAUCCAACACCAUCUGGCUGGUUUCCACCAAACUUGGAAUUGAGGUCAAAGCAAAAAUACUUAGUUCGUCGAACAAAAAAUCACAUGCUUCCUGUUUAUCCUGGAACAACACACAAACGAAUUGAACAUAUAAAAACAGUGCAGCAUUAUGUUCAUAUAAAAAAAAUAGAAGGAGAUAUAUGGGCACUUGAAGCUGAUUUAAGAUUACAUUUGCAACAAAAGACUGGACUUCCGAAGAUUAAAACUCAAGUUCAUGAAGUUGGAAGAUUCAUAAGAGUUCGUGGCAUGUACGCAGAUGAAGUAGCUAGUUUUUUGUUUGGGCGUGGCAUGUGAUGAAGUAGAUGUCAACUAAUAUGUUAUGUAAUCAAAUUGUACAUCUCUAAUUUAUGUGUUUUUUUAAUUGCUUGAGAAGAAGGAAAUAUAACAUUGUACCUGACUCUUUGAA
Molecule: messenger RNA, 757 nt
Organism: Biomphalaria glabrata
Lineage: Eukaryota; Metazoa; Mollusca; Gastropoda; Planorbidae
Product: 39S ribosomal protein L49, mitochondrial-like
Exons: 4
Coding region: 34-645 (203 amino acids)
Biological process (GO): translation
Cellular component (GO): ribosome; mitochondrial large ribosomal subunit
Molecular function (GO): structural constituent of ribosome
Source: RefSeq, a predicted model, not a curated record